UCAUUUUGUUGGCACUGCACAAAGUCUGUCUGCUUUACAUGGUCGCCAUGUUGGCUGACUCCAAAGAUCCUGAAAGAAGAGAGGACUGACAAGCUAACAUUAGCCUCAACAUAAGAUGCUAACACCAUCGGCUCGAAUAGAAAACGGGAAAUCUGUUCCAGGAAAACUUCACAGAACCUGAAAUUUGGAAAAUCAUACUGCGUACAGUAAAACACAGAUUGCGCAGCACUGCACAGAGGAAGAUGCAGUUCACACCAGAGCUGAGCUGUCCUGCAGUCAAACUUUCCAAUGGUCUGCAGAUUCCAAUACUUGGAUUAGGCACAUCACAUGAUGGUGGAUACUCCCAUGAUGCCGUUGUGUAUGCACUCACUGAGUGCGGCGUGCGCCACAUUGACACAGCAAAACGGUACGGCUGUGAGGAGGAGCUGGGUGAGGCUAUCAGAGAAAGUGGGAUACCACGAAGCGAUCUGUGGGUCACCAACAAGCUGUGGCCCGGGGACUACGGAUACAAAGCUGCAAAGAAAGCAUGCCUUGACUCCCGCUCACAGAUGGGAGUGGAAUAUUUUGAUCUGUUCCUGAUGCACUGGCCAGAGUCAUCACGACCUGGUUGCUCCAACAGGGAGAUGAGAGCUGAGACCUGGAGAGCUUUAGAGGAACUCUAUAAAGAAGGUGCGUGUCGUGCUAUUGGAGUGAGCAACUUUCUGGUCCACCACCUGGAUGAGUUAAAGGAAGACUGUAGUGUUGUGCCACAUGUUAACCAGGUGGAGUACCAUCCUUUCCAACAGCCCAAGCAGCUGAUAAAGUACUGUCGUCAGGAGGGGAUUGUGUUUGAAGGGUACAGUCCUCUGGCUAAGGGUCAAGUCUUCAGCAACCCAACUGUUCUCCAGAUAGCAGAAAAAUACCAACGCACACCUGCUCAGAUCUGCAUCCGCUGGAGUAUUCAGAAUGGAGUUGUUACUAUACCAAAAUCCAUCAAAAAGAAGAGGAUUCAAGAAAACUGUCAAGUGUUUGGGUUCCAGCUGGAGCAGUCAGACAUGGCCACUUUGGAUAGCUUGCAUGAUGGGAGACAUGUGACCUGGGAUCCAACAAACGUGGAGUAAAAAUGUGAGAAAACUCAGUGUGUUUGUCUUGGAUCUUGAAAACUUGAUAUCUUGAAAUUGUAAUAUAAUAAGUACUUUAUAAUUAGUACUCUAUUCAUUAGCAGUGUGUCACAGUUUGAGAGACUUUUUAAGUGCCAAACUUUAUAUAAAUAUCUACUUAAUUAUUUUUAAUAAUGCAAGAGUGAACAGAUGUUACAAUCAUAGAUAAUUUUAACAGAAAGAAUCCUUUGUAAAUACUGAAUAUUUGCCUUGGUUGAAAUAAAGUUGUCACAGUGUGAUGGCACGGAACAAUAAAUCUUGCAGUAUUUCGAAUUAUUUUUUUUUUCUUCUUCCCAAAUGAUCGCAUUUUUCACUGUCUGAACAUACCCCAAAACUCAUGAAACUUUAAAUAUAAGUCACACCUGGCGAAAUUUUUUAUAAUCUAUUGUCAUCCUGAAUUUCCACCACUAGGUGGCGCUAUAUUAAAGGAAAGUGCAUUUUGGCUAAUAACUCUCACAUACUUUAUCACACAUUCAAAAACCUUAUAUCCACGCGUUCACUGAGUUGUGCUGAAUCUCGUGAUAUAGGCCACGCCUAGAGUUUUUUUUGCAAUUUCGCGAAAUGUCGUAAACC
This is a messenger RNA of Centropristis striata (black sea bass), 1712 nucleotides long. RefSeq lists its product as uncharacterized. Gene Ontology annotation, molecular function: oxidoreductase activity. The record is from RefSeq and is a predicted model, not a curated record. Lineage: Eukaryota; Metazoa; Chordata; Actinopteri; Perciformes; Serranidae. The coding region runs from base 243 to 1100 and encodes 285 amino acids. The transcript has 9 exons.